This is a messenger RNA of Ostreococcus lucimarinus CCE9901, 402 nucleotides long. RefSeq lists its product with no specific name. Bases 1 to 402 code for a protein of 133 amino acids. The transcript has a single exon. The record is from RefSeq and is a predicted model, not a curated record. Lineage: Eukaryota; Viridiplantae; Chlorophyta; Mamiellophyceae; Mamiellales; Bathycoccaceae.
AUGUUCGCUGCAAACGCCGCGCCGCGCGCCGUCGCGAACCGUCGCGCGACGACGCCGCGUCGAUCGCGAAAACGGAUAACGACGAUCGCGUCGGCGACGCGGACGCCCGAGGCGCGCGCGACGGAGGCGCAGCGGUGGAUCGACGCGUGGAAGUCGGGCGAGACGAAGGCGAACGAGACGCCGGUCGCGAAGACGCCGGGCGAGUCGGCGCGGGAACUGCGCGACGGGGAGCUGGCGAUCAAGAAAGGCUUGCUCGGGUCGUUCAUCAAGGAGGGCUCCAAGGAGGUGACGGCGGAAGAUUAUCGAAAGUUUCAGGCGGAGAUCGCGGCGAAAAAGGCGGAGGCGCAGCGCAAGAUGAAGGAAGCGCGGGCGAACAAGAAGGGACCGUUCGGGUUGUGGUGA